Messenger RNA from Xenopus laevis (African clawed frog), 3431 nucleotides. Its product is annotated as serine/threonine-protein kinase PAK 3-like. The record is from RefSeq and is a predicted model, not a curated record. The transcript has 21 exons. NCBI's taxonomy places the organism in Eukaryota, Metazoa, Chordata, Amphibia, Anura, Pipidae. The coding region runs from base 1111 to 3141 and encodes 676 amino acids.
GCCUCAUUCUGUAUCAGGCAACUGAGGUGAGUGGAGCUCAUGACACGCUGGGGAAAUUUUUAAAAUAACAAUAUUAAUAUAAAUAUAAAGGUAGCUGCUGGAUAGGCCUUAUUAGUGUCUGCUAGUGGGGUAAAUGCAGGUGAGGGUUUGCUUGGCCCAACAAACAACAAUGCUGGCAUUGCCUGUACUAAUAGCCUAUAUAUAAUAUUAGCACAUUCCUUAUUUUGAUUUAACAUACAUAUAGCAAUGCAAUCGAGUUAUUAUAAUAUCAUAGCACCACCAACAAAUGACAUAACUCAAUAUAGUCUUUCUAUUAAUUUAUAACUGUCCUUAAAAAGGGCAGAAUAUCUACUAAGCCUAUAUUUGCUGACCAUAGUUUGCAGGUGUGAUGUCAUAAUGGGACACAUGAUACAUUGUGAUGUCACAGUGCACACAGAGUUAAUGUUUGAAAACAAGCUCUAACUGCCUCAUUCUGUAUCAGGCAACUGAGGUGAGUGGAGCUCAUCAUCAUACACUGGGGAAAAUGUUAGAAAAAUUAAUAUUCAUAUUCAUAUAGCUGCUGACUUAGUAGGGCUUAGUAGCUGUUAGUGGGAUAAUUGCAAACCAUUUGAGUUUGAAGGGGAUGAAGUGCUUGGCCCUACAGACAAUAAUGGUCGCAUUCCCUUUACUAAUGGUAUACAUAUGUACAUAUAUUAUACAUUCCCUAUUUUCAUCUACAUAUAGCAAUAUAGCUGGAUAUAGUUGUGUAGGCCUAAGUAUCUGCUAGUGGAGUAAUUAUGGGGAUCUGAAAAGAUAAUAGUGUGCUUCAAAGUGCUGAUAGUUUUUUCUGGUCAUUAAUUGUCACUCUAAUGUUACCUUAAUGUUACUGGCCAUUCAUUUUCAGUUACCUUAUUUAUAACCAAUUCAUAGGAUUAUUACAUAAUAUGUAACCAAUGAUUUUUCUCUCUCCGCAGAAAGAAUAUUCGACAUACAAAUCAACAAAUUUUUUGACAUACAAAUCAACAUAAUUUUCAAUAUAUAAAUCAACAGAAUUUUUGACAUAUAAAUCAAGAGAAAGAAUUUUUGACAUAUAAAUCAACAGAAAGACUUAUCGACAUACAAAAAACCAUCAUGUUUCGACGCAUAUGCAGUAUUUUUAAAUGUUUUACGAAAGUUAAAAAAGAGAAAAAUGAAAUCAUUUUGGUACUACCGAAGAUGUACACAGAAAUGCCCUGUUUGGUGCAAUCGACUGGAUAUGGCAAUCUCCUCUGCCAGGAACCAGUAGUAACCAAUGUUAAUAAUAUCAGUGAGAAACAACCUGAGGAAAUCAUUGCCCAUGACAUUUGCCAGGAGACAAAUAUUGGCCAUAACAGCUGCCAAGAAGAACCUGAUGAAAACAAUGGUCAUGACAUCUGCCAGGAAGAACCUGAAGACAAUAUUAGCCAUCACAGCUAUCAGGAGCAACCUGAGGAGCCUGGCACAGAGAUCAGCCAGAGUAAUGCCUCAGAGGAGGAAGAAAAUCUAGAAGAAGAAAGUCUAGAAGAAGAAAGUCUAGAAGAACAAAAUCCAGAAGAACAAAAUCUAGAAGAGGAAGAAGAAAGCAGUAAUGAUAAUCCAUUUCCAUUUCUUGAGGAGCAACCUGAGGAGCCUGGCACAGAGAUCAGCCAGAGUAAUGCCUCAGAGGAAGAAGAAAUUCUAGAAGAACAAGAGGAAGAAGAGAACAAUAGUGAUGACAUGCUUAUAUCUAGUGGGGAAGAAGAAAGCAUUAGUGAUAAUCUGUUUCCAUCACUUGAGAAACAACUUGAGGAAAUCAUUGCCCAAGACAUCUGCCAGGAGGAACCUGAGACAAAUAUUGGCCAUUUCCAGGAGCAACCUGAGGAGCCUGGCACAGAGAUCAGCCAGGGUUAUGCCUCAGAGGAAGAACAUAAUCUAGAAGAACAAGCAGAAAAAGAAAACAAUAGUGAUGACAUGGUUAUAUGUAGUGAUGAAGAAGAAAGCAUUAUUGAUUAUCUCUUUCCAUCACUUGAGAAACAACCUGAGGAAAUCAUUGCCCAUGACAAUUGCCAGGAAAAUCCUGAGACAAAUAUUGGCCAUUCCCAGGAGCAACCUGAGGAGCCUGGCACAGAGAUCAGCCAGGGUAAUGCCUCAGAAGAAGAACAUAAUCUACAAGAACAAGAGGAAGAAGAAAACAAUAGUGAUGACAUGGUUAUAUAUAGUGGGGAAGAAGAAAGCAUUUGUGAUGAUCUGUUUCCAUCACUAGAGGUCUGCAAUGAACAUGGAUUUGACAAACUAUGCCCGGACCCAACUGGCUGGAUAGACCUCGAACAAUGUGUUGGAUCAGGAGGAUUUGGAGUAAUCCAUAAGGCAUGGCAUUUUAAGGAAAAGAAAGAAGUGGCCAUAAAAGUGAUCAAAGACCUUAGGGACAAUGAAGAGAUCCUUGCUGAACUGUACGUACUUGAACGCGUUUCUGGCCACGACAACUUCCCUGCCUUUUAUGGAGCCUUUUAUCUACGGCCCAGCAUUUCAAAUGAAGAGGCGCUAUGGAUUGCUAUGACAAUGUGUGCUGGUGGCUCCGUAGACGCCUUAAUUAGGAGCACGCCCAAUAGAUCUUUGGAUGAGACCUGGAUUUCAUACAUAUGCAAGAAAGUUUUACAGGGCCUGGAUUACUUACAGGAACUGAACGUGAUACAUCAUGAUCUCAAGGGCGCCAAUAUAAUGUUAACUUCUACGGCCCGUGUGAAGAUAAUUGAUUUUGGCCUUGCCACAAUAGGGCCCAUCAGUACAAGUAAUGCAGGAACCCGCUGUUGGAUGGCACCUGAAGUCCAUGCAUGUUUUACAAGAAAUGUACAUUAUAACUACAAGGUGGAUGUGUGGUCUUUAGGAAUCACAGCCAUAGAAAUGGCAGAAUACAAUCCUCCACACAUUAAACUCCGUGGUGCUGAGCUUUCCGAAAGGAUUAUGAAUGGUCCAGCUCCAGCUCUAAAAGAGGAUAUAUGGAGUAAUAAAUUCCAGAGAUUUCUUUAUAAAUGCCUUCAGAAGGAUCCAGCCAAAAGACCAUUCGCAAAGGAACUCCUAUUAAACCGAUUCAUUACAUAUAAUCGAGAUGAAGACGAGGUGCAAUAUAGCAUAGCGGAGCAUAUACAUAAAGGAGCAAAGAAAUAAGACAUUGAAGUUAAAGAUUCUCUCGCAACACCUCAUUAAGAAGACUUUGUCAAGACUUAGGAAGGAAAUGGAAGAAUAAUAUAUAAAUCCCAAAAUGGAUUCUACCCUUGCAAGAUCUGAAAUGUGGCUCCUUCAUUAUGUUCCCAAAAGGGAAAGGAGGGAAAGGGUUGGGAACACAAUGUAGGAGCCACAGUCCAUCUACUUCGGAUACUUUACCAAAUGUUUAUUUUUAUAUAAUCUAUUUAAAUGUAUACUUAUUUUUAUAUAUUAAUAAAAAUAAUAAAAAACAA